AUGGAGGAAUGGCUAUGUACCCUCGACAACUACGGGAAGGCUCACGGCAAGUCGUUCAUGGCUGCGGAGGAUCAUGUCACAUCGGCAAGUCACCUGCUGGGUCUGGAGAAGCUGGCUGCGGCCACCCGCAACUCCCUACGGACCGGGGGUCAGGAAAGUAAUCAAGCGGAUUCAUGCGGUGAUGGUCUUGAGCUUUUAAUUGCACGACUCAAUGCUACUCUCCGAGCAUAUGCGAAAGAGGAGCGUAAGAGGGUACGGGUUACGAUGUCUCAACUUCACCGGUCGGUUGCGGAGAUGAAGCAGGCGUGGCUGAGGGACCCGGGGUGUGCUCGGCUGAAAAGCAUGCUGGACGACAAGGAGGCGCAGCUGAAAAGCUAUCAUCUGGUACGGUAG
Molecule: messenger RNA, 393 nt
Organism: Closterium sp. NIES-65
Lineage: Eukaryota; Viridiplantae; Streptophyta; Zygnematophyceae; Desmidiales; Closteriaceae
Source: the annotation of a GenBank genome assembly